Molecule: messenger RNA, 342 nt
Organism: Cuscuta epithymum
Lineage: Eukaryota; Viridiplantae; Streptophyta; Magnoliopsida; Solanales; Convolvulaceae
Source: the annotation of a GenBank genome assembly
UGGUGAUCGAGUUUGUAUGGCGGCGACGACGAAUGGCAUGGAAGCGAAUAAGAAGUAUGGUGGAGACAACGAACUAGGCCUGGGGUGGACAUGGGAGGAUAUUUUCGGCCCGAGUCGCGCUAACACGCCAGCCGCGAUGGAAGGGUGUGAACUAGCGACGGGGGGAGGGAUGCAAGAUCAUGAAGACACAUGGAAGGAGUUGAACACACUCCGGCUUCCACGCAAGGCGAUGAAGGGGCGCCGGAUGGGAAAGUUGUGGAGGCUGAGCAAGGAAGACGAGGAAGAAAAUGUUAUUGUGGUUGUUCCGGAAGUGGGCAUGAAGUUUGAUAGCACAGACACGGU